AUGAUUUCUUAUGAAACCUUGACCAUCCUGUUGGGGUCUUUCUUGACGGGAUUUCUUGUUGCAAAAUCGUAUGAUUUGCUCCGAGGCCCUACUGCUGUGGUCAUCAAGCCAGAAGAUACAAAACAAGAAGAGGAAGAAAACGAAGAUGAAGAAUGGGAAGAUGUUGAAGAUGAAGACGCUUCCGAUGAUGAUGAUGAAGAAGAAGAUUCCGAUCCAAAGAAAAUGACCUUGUUGGUAAGAUGUGAUCUUAAUAUGGGUAAAGGAAAAAUGUGUGCACAAUGUGGACAUGCAAGUCUUGGAGCUCAUCGAUCCAUACACCACAAAGUUAAGAAAAAUCCAAACAAUGAACAAUACAAAGAACAGUUGAGAUGGUUGAACAAGUGGCAUCAUUUCGGAGCUGCUAAGGUUGCACUUAAAGUUGACGCCAAUCAAAUGAAACAAUAUGAAAACGAAGCCAAAAAGAGAGGACUUCCAACAUAUCGAGUGUUAGAUGCAGGAAAAACACAAGUAGAACCAGGUACAGCAACUGUUGUCGCAAUUGGACCAUGUCCUGCAAGAUUAUUAGAAUUUACAAAAGAUUUAAAGCUGCUAUAG
Naegleria lovaniensis is the source of this 594-nucleotide messenger RNA. RefSeq lists its product as uncharacterized. Gene Ontology annotation, cellular component: cytosol; mitochondrion. The coding region runs from base 1 to 594 and encodes 197 amino acids. NCBI's taxonomy places the organism in Eukaryota, Heterolobosea, Eutetramitea, Acrasida, Naegleriidae. The record is from RefSeq and is a predicted model, not a curated record. The transcript has 3 exons. Gene Ontology annotation, molecular function: peptidyl-tRNA hydrolase activity.